Phytophthora nicotianae INRA-310 is the source of this 1183-nucleotide messenger RNA. RefSeq lists its product as hypothetical. The record is from RefSeq and is a predicted model, not a curated record. Lineage: Eukaryota; Oomycota; Peronosporomycetes; Peronosporales; Peronosporaceae. The transcript is spliced from 2 exons. The coding region runs from base 148 to 1029 and encodes 293 amino acids.
ACGUGGGGAACUACCGAAAACGUAAGCGGAAUCGCGUCCCGGCGGUGGAUCUGCGCAUUCCUAAAUCCACCGAGCUCCACACAGAACCCCAUCAGCGCCACCCCCGCUCCCUCUAGCAGCUUCACCUUCACCUCCACCUCCGCCAACAUGUUCAACACCCGUCGCAUUGCCUUCAAGUUCAUCGCUCGUGAACAAGGAGAGGGCGUCGGCGCCACGGUGCGACGCUCGCUGGGCUCCCAGCAGCUUCGCAAUCUCGACCCGUUCCUUAUGUUGGACGAAUUCAACGUAGGACUACCCGGAGGAUUCCCCGACCACCCGCACAGAGGCUUCGAAACCGUCACGUACAUGCUACCAACGUCCAAGGGCCACAUGCGUCACGAGGACUUUCUGGGCAACAAGGGCGAGCUCCGACCAGGAGAUCUGCAGUGGAUGACGCCUGGCAAGGGGAUUUUACAUGCCGAAAUGCCUGCGAAUGAGGAGAAAGCGCACGGUUUACAGCUGUGGAUCAACUUGCCGAAAGCCAAGAAGAUCAUGGAGCCUAGAUACCAGGAGAUCAGUCGAGAUACUGUGCCCCACGUGUGGGAUGACGCUAAAAAGGUCGAGGCUAUUGUGUUCGCUGGUGAAGUAUUCGGUCAAAAGGGUCCGAUUGAGACCGAAGCGCCCGUGACGUACAUUCACUUCCUCAUGAAGCAAGGAGCUGAGCUGGAUUAUAAGAUUCCACAUGGACACAACACGUUCGUGUACACGCUGACUGGCUCGGGCAAGUGUGCAGGUGAAGACGUCUCGGCUCACCACGCUAUUGUCAUGGAGCAGGAAGGAGAUGGCGUGCAUAUGACUACGGACGAUAAGGAGGGUCUUGAGUUUAUCGUGAUCAGCGGUCAGCCUUUGAACGAACCGGUGGUGCAGUACGGUCCCUUUGUCAUGACCUCGGAGGAUGAAAUCCGCCAGACUAUCCGUGACUACCAGAGUGGAGCCAACGGAUUCGAGAACGCACCAAAGUGGACGUCGGAUAUUGGCAACCGAAGUUAGCACAAACUUGAGAGAGAGAAAUUAAUGACGCGUAGUUUGCACUUCUUAUUCUUUAUUUGCGAAAAUUUGAAAGCUGUUUAGCACGAUUAAUUUUAUGAUGUGUUUUAAGCAGCAAACGUAAGAUACCAAUCUUCUCGUUUUGCGAAUUGUCGAG